AUGACUACUACAGCUUCUCCUUCCGAUUUCCACAUAGACAUGCAUCAACUUUCUUCUUCUAGCUCAAAUAGUCAUAAUAACAUCAACUCUGACAAUAAAGACAUUGAUGAUAAUAAUAAUAAUAAUAAUAAUGAAGAUAAAGAAAAAGUACAUGAACGAAAAGAAAACAAAAACGAUGACCCAAACCUUUCAUCAAAUUCAUUGACAAAUAAUAAUGCCUCAGAUACGAGUGAUAUCCAAAAAUUGAGAGAUUUCCCUAAAAGUCAAAAUAGACCUUUGUCUGCUCAUUUAACCAUUCAUUAUCAAAUAGAUAACGAUAAUGAUCAUGAAGAUGAUCAACAAAAAGAAGAUCAAGAAAGUCCUCGUUCUAAUUCAUAUUCUGAUUCAAUAUCUUCAAAUAAUUCAAAUCAAGAUCAAAACAGAGAUCAAGAUCAAGAUCAAGAUGAAGACCAAAGAAGUACAGGCACAGUAAAUACUGAAAAUUUACUUCAAAAUAAAGAUCAUGAAAUUAAAAAGGUUCCGGACUAUUUAAACCUUCGUAAACAAGAACAGGGAUAUCAAUACGAAUUCAAAGAUCAGAAUCAAAAUCAAAAUCAAAAUCAAAAUCAAAAUCAAAAGAAGGAACAAAGAACAACUAUUAGAACAAUUUUAAAUAUUGAAGCAGAAGAUAACGCAGACGAAAGAAUGUUGGUUGGAACUCCCACUACUUUUGAAACAGAACAAGAACAAGAACAAGAACGUGCAGAAACAAUCACAAAUACAGCUAAUAAUGAAAAUAAAAAUGGUCCUUUAUCUUAUAAUCUUGGAUCUAAUCCAUUACCACCACCAUUAUCACCAUCUGUUUCUGUGAAAUCAUCAUUAAAUGAUUCAGAUUUUGAAAUCGAUAUUCCAAAAACCAUACGAAAAAAAAUGAAACAAAACCAAUCUUGCCUCAUCCAACUACCUUACUUAAUCAAUUCGAAUUUGAUCAAUAUAUCAAGAACGCUAACAGAAAGAAUAUAUCUGAAACACAAAGGAACAAAAAAAAUGAUGAUGAUGACGACGACGACGACAAACUCAACAAGAUUAUCAAGCUAUAUGAACAUUUAUGAUUUCUAUCAAUGUGUUCCAUCUUCAAAUAAUAAUAAAAUAAGAAUAAUACCAAUCCUUUCCAACAAUUACCAUUCAAAAAAUAGAAAUAGUCAGUUCAUUGUAAGAAGGUUUAGUGAAUCUGAAAUUCCAAAUUUCUUCACAAGAAAAAAAGAUAUUGAGACUAAUCUUGAUACUUUGAAAACAACUACAAUAGCAACAGCAACAGAACCUGCCACCACCACCACCACCGCUGACUCUACGACAACUCCUAAGGCUAUUCCUAAAUCUGCUAAUGGUAUCGAUGAACAGAAGAAAGAUAGAGAAUCACAAAGUUAUGAAACGAAUUUGACAAAGGAUUUAUUGAGAGAAAAUGAUGAUAAACUUCAACAAAGAAAAAGGGGAAAAGAAAACCCUUUCAAUUUCCAAUAUAAUUAUAACUAUAGUAAUGAUACUACUCAUAAUUUCUAUCCUGAAUCAAGUUCAAAACCAAGAUCUAUCCAAACAAAUGAUAACAUUAUAAAUCCUGAUUUGAAGAACAAAAAAAAUUCAAAUAAAAUGUUAAAAAUCAAUUCUAUAUCAUCUCUAUCUUCCGCCUCAUCUGCUUCUUCCACUUCUUCAAUUGAUACAAACCAAUCUUCCGCCACUUAUACUUCUACGUCAACGAUGAAAUCAAACCAAUAUUCAAGUUUUAAUUUAAAUUCAACAUCAAGAAGACCUUCUACCACACCUCAUCGUCAAAGAAAUUAUUCAGCAUCAGUAGAUAUUUCAAACCCUUGUUCAAGACAUCAUCAUAGAAGAAAUUCAAUUGCUUUGAAAUUCGAUAAACCUCGUUAUAAAAAUAUUAAAUCAUCUACUACAACUCAAGAAUAA
This is a messenger RNA of Naumovozyma dairenensis CBS 421, 1941 nucleotides long. RefSeq lists its product as uncharacterized. The transcript has a single exon. The coding region runs from base 1 to 1941 and encodes 646 amino acids. The record is from RefSeq and is a predicted model, not a curated record. NCBI's taxonomy places the organism in Eukaryota, Fungi, Ascomycota, Saccharomycetes, Saccharomycetales, Saccharomycetaceae.